Molecule: messenger RNA, 1032 nt
Organism: Ostertagia ostertagi
Lineage: Eukaryota; Metazoa; Nematoda; Chromadorea; Rhabditida; Trichostrongylidae
Source: the annotation of a GenBank genome assembly
UUUCGUCUUGGACUAAUCCAUAGAGAAAUCGAGAGGAAGCAACUGGGACGAAAUUUCACGAUUUUCUUUCCCUAUCUCUGCAAAUCGGCGCGACUGGCUGAUGCUUUCGAUAAAAUUAAUCCCCCUCCACUAUCAGGCAAUGAGGAAUCACAAGGCUUGCGAUCAGGCACUGCAAUGUUUCUCGUUCUAGUUGCUCUUAUUUUUCUCGGAAGCGUCGAGUCUUCCAAAAAGAGCUCAUUGCCGAAGUCCGCGAUCAAUUCUGGACAAUUUGGCUUCACUGGAUGCCCAACGAACAACGAUUUCUACUACAAUGGAAUCAUAUCGUCGCCUUAUUAUCCGAAGCUCUAUCCGCCAAACACCGAGUGCUACUACUACAUGACAGCUGAGCCUGGGAAAGUUUCUGAGGCCCCUAAUGCUACCGUGACGACUCCUGAUAAACUUUACACCACCACACAGCGGUUCGCCCUCGUCACCUUCCAGUCAGAUCCUGUCGUUCAAAAGACUGGAUUUCAGUUCGUAUACCAGUCUGUCUUCAGUGAGUGCCACAGUUCCGGACUUGCCGAAACCUUCAACGUAGACGCAGACUAUGCAGUAAUUUGGACAGCAGAAGAUUUGGCGAGUAACCAACUGCUAAGUGAAACCGUUCUUGGACUGACUGAAGACGUCCCUGAUGUCCUGCAGAACAACAAUACCAAUCUUCAAUGUAUCUUCAAGUACGCGCAAGGUGCCGUUAGUUUCGAGGCCAAGGAAAACAAGGAAAGAGAAGGGGUGGAGAAAGUAGUGAUCGCGUUCGUACCACAGAACCCCAGUGGUGACCAAGAUUUCUACGAGGCAAUGGAAUUCGCGCACACAACACGUACAACGGACGACACAAAGGUGAUCGUAAUCGCGAUGGGAAAGGAUCUCGAUGUAGCACGACUGUCGCUCCUGAGCUAUGGUAGUGGUUUCACGUUCCACGCUGAUUACGAUGGGCUCAGAGACCUGGUGCCAGCGGUCAAUGGUGCUCUCUGUGAACAGCAAUCCACCUUCCUG